This is a messenger RNA of Coccinella septempunctata (seven-spotted ladybird), 2666 nucleotides long. RefSeq names its product oxidative stress-induced growth inhibitor 1-like. Lineage: Eukaryota; Metazoa; Arthropoda; Insecta; Coleoptera; Coccinellidae. The coding region runs from base 226 to 1956 and encodes 576 amino acids. The record is from RefSeq and is a predicted model, not a curated record. The transcript has 5 exons.
GCUAUCGGCGUUUGUGUAAAGUCAUCUGUGAUGUGCGGAGGUGAACAGUACCGCUGCUUGUGUUAUCAUUCGGAUUUCGAUCAGGAUAGUGUGGAAGGUAACAAUUUCUGGAGUUACUCCUGAAUUUGUAGAGCAGGUGGAAUUUGCUGAACACAAGAUAUUUCAUAUAUAAUCAUCAACCUUAUUACCUAGUUUCCCGUAUUAGAAUCAGACACUGGCCUUAAAAUGAAAUCAGAAUUCCAGCAAGAAACGAUACACAAAGAAGUUGUUGUUAUUGGAAAUGGCCCGAGCGGUAUCGCACUUUCGUACAUGCUAUCAGGAAAUCUGCCUUACAUCACAUCGACAUCACAUCCUGACGAAAUGCUGGCCACACGCUUGACCGCAGCCGCAGAUCGCAGUUUGAUAGAAGCGGAUCUGGAGUUCUUGGCAAGCGGUCUGGAAGGCAGAUCCUCGAAUCCGAUUUCUUUGUUGUUGGAUGCUUUGCUUCAUCCUUACGCCGACGCGGGAAUCGAAAUGGAACCGCUGGUGGAGUUCAGGAAAAGCGGCAGGGAGAUCGACCACGUGGUCCUUGGUAAGGGCCUGCCCGGCGGUUCCUGGCACAAAAUGGACCCCCAAAUCCUAACCCUCUCCCUGGGGAGCUGGAUGUCCCUGCCAGGCCUACCGUUCAAUUCCAGAGACUCGGGAGAGAGAAGAGCGUACGCGUCAAGUGUUGCGCAAUAUUACGUGAAAUACGUCGACGAAAUGAAACUGACGAAAUAUUUCAGGAACAACGUGAUUGUCUCGGCGGUCAGACCUGUUGAAACGUCGAGGAAAAACGACAUCGUUAAGGAGGACAUGAACUGGGUCAAGAAAAUCGAUGAGAACGACAGGAUGAGCUUGUGCGCCGCCAUCGGAACGAAGAAUAAACCGAGGAAGUGUAUAAUUUCGAACGCUAUCAAUUACAUAUGGAACCGGAGCGGCAAACGAGACAGUAAAAAAUGCAAAAGGGCCCGUAGCCAGCGAACGCACAACGAACAAAGCCCGAACGGGAUAAGAGGACUGUUGUCCGAGGAUAAAUACUCUUAUAUACAGAGCGAUACGGAAUCGUUCGAUUCCAACACCUCCCUGAGCAGCACCGAUAGCGGCGUGCUGGACCCGAGAAGAGAUGGCGUUCAGAUACCGCAGUCACGUGAACGCACCGAAGACGAGGUGAACUGGACGGUCGAAACGCAAGAUUUGGAAAGCGGGAAAACGACCAUUUAUACUUGCAAAUAUCUGAUAUUGGCCAAUGGAUGCCAUGACGUCCCGAAUAAACUGAGCUUAACGAAAGGGCAGGAUCCAGAUUGGCUGCUGUAUGAUUUACGUACACUGGAAUGGUGCCUUGAUACUAAUAUGAUUGCUCAAAACUCGCCAAGGUUGGAUCCUGUCCUCGUUGUAGGUGCGGGACUGAGCGCCGCCGAUGCUGUGAUAGCCCUGAGGGGUAGGAAUAUACCUGUCCUUCAUGCAUUUAGGAACAAGAGUGCCGAUUUGAACAGGCAGCUGCCGGAAAAUAUGUAUCCGGAGUACCACAAGGUACAUCAGAUGAUGCAAGACGGCGGUUCCACCUAUCCCCUUUACACAUCGUUUCCAGAAUACAGCUUAACUGGGAUAAAUCGAGAAGAACACACUGUUAUAUUAUGCCCUAAGGAUGGAGUACCAGUGGAAAUUAAGGUGUCGUACGCAAUUGUUCUUAUAGGAUCCAGACCGGACCUGACAUUUUUACCAAGAAGCUCUGAAAUAGCCAUCAAGCAACAUGUGCCCAUAGAUGGUAAAACGAACGCAGUGAAUAUGAACAAACUUACUCACAGAGUUAAAGGAUAUAAAAACCUUUAUGCGGUGGGAACUUUAGCGGGAGAUAAUUUCGUCAGAUUUAUCCCCGGUGGCGCACUUGCAGUAGUGACCGACCUUUAUAAACGGAGUGAGGUUAACGAAACGUGAAAUCUCUAGCCCUAAUUUUUUCAAAAUAAUCUGGAAAAUUCGUCAAUUCUACAUAGGAAAUAGGGUAUAACAAAACUGCGUCUUUGCGAACUUGUAAAGAGAAGUUAAAUGAAAAGAUAUUCAUUUUAGCUAUAAAUGAGUAGUACUUAGCAUACUUGCAUUAGUAACUGUUCUGUGAUCCAGAAAACUUGACGAUCCUUCAAGGAUAAGCGUGAUAUUAAAGUAUUUUUCAAAGAAUCGAAGAAAUGAUAGAAGCACUUUAUCUCAAAUCCGAUUUAUUAUACGUAGAUGAAUAUUAAUUUUAUUUAAUUAUUAUUUGUUAACAUGAACAUUCCAAGAUUGAAUCGAACAAUAUUAUCAGGAGUUCAAGUAAAGAUAGAAUAUUAGUAAACAGCGACAAAAUUUCUCAUUAUAACUCAAGGAAUGUUAUAUUCCUAUCAUCUCAUCCACUUUUCAUAAAAACCGAAUUCUCCUCUUUAUCUCUAUACUAUAAUAUAUUAUCUAUAAAUUUCCGUAAUGAAAUCUGUAUACAUCCCAGUUAUUGCCGAUUUACACUUUUAGACUAUAUUUAUUUGCCUUUUAUAUACAUUCUUGAGUGUUUUUUCAGUUUGUUUAUUUGCAGAAAUUUUGUGAUUUUUACACUUAUAUAGAUAUAACUUGUUGAAUAUUUGAAAUCUGAUAUUUAUUUUGAUAAUAAAAAGUCUUAGAAA